Messenger RNA from Linum tenue, 377 nucleotides. The record is from the annotation of a GenBank genome assembly. NCBI's taxonomy places the organism in Eukaryota, Viridiplantae, Streptophyta, Magnoliopsida, Malpighiales, Linaceae.
UAACGGUUUGGAAAGCUGCUUCUCCGCGUUGACAAUGGAGGAUCCAAGUUGUGAAAACGUUAAGAAAGGAGAUUGUGCACUCCUGGACUUUGAUGCUUGAAGAUCAAGCAUGUGGCUGCUGCUGAGUGCUUGUUGUUGCUGCCUGCUAGAGAGUUGUUGUUGCAUCCAGCUUGUUGUUGCUACUAGGGCUGGAAGUUUGGUACCGGUAUUUGGAAUAUACCGAAUACCGUACCGAAUUUGUCUAUAUUUGGUAUUACCAAAUACACGUAUUAUUUUGUGGGAUUGGGAUUGUGAUUGAAUUUCAAUUGUUAUUCGGUAUUAGGGAUUACGGGAUUGAGAUCGGUAUAUACCGAAAUACCGAUCAAUACCGAAAUAUA